Molecule: messenger RNA, 1005 nt
Organism: Blastocystis hominis
Lineage: Eukaryota; Bigyra; Opalinata; Blastocystidae
Exons: 2
Coding region: 1-1005 (334 amino acids)
Biological process (GO): polyamine biosynthetic process
Source: RefSeq, a predicted model, not a curated record
AUGUACCGCGAGCACGAGAGCGUCUGGCAGCUCAUGGAGGAGGCCCAAGCGGACCGCAUGAUCAUCAUUUUCCGGAGCAACUCGCACGCUCGCAACCUCGCAAUCGACAACGAGCAGGCGAAGAAAGACUUCUCGCCCAUCCUCCCCUCCUUUCUCCCGCUCAACGGGAACCUCCCCAUCCCCAUCUACUCGCCCCCAGAGAGCCAAUACAAGUCGUCGACCCUCGCUUCGGGCUCGCUCGCUUCGGGCGAUUCCUACACCGUCGAGGACGUCAUGACCAGCGAUCGCGCGGGAUCGCGCCGCCUGCUUUUCACCAGCAACGCGCGCGCCAUCCAAUCCCAGAUGGGAUUCCACAUCUCCGGAGAGAAAAAGAAGCGGAAGGUCUUCGAGCCGCGCACACUCUUCUUCUCCAUCCAUCAGUUCAUGGCGGCCGCCUUGCUCCUCGCUCCUCCGCGCUCGGCUUCGCCUCGAAUCCUCGUUCUGGGACUCGGCGGCGGCUGUUUGCCGUCGUUUCUUCACGCUUCCAUCCCGCGUGCCGCGAUUACCGCGGUCGAGAUCGACGAAACGGUCGCGGAGAUCGCGCGGAAGUACUUCAAGCUCCCCGAGGAUGUAGAGGUCGUGGUGGAGGACGCGCUGCAGUUUGUGGAGAAGCAGCAAGCCGCGGGGAAGACGUACGAUGUGGUGAUUGUGGAUAUCGAUACGAAAGACCUCAAGGCGACGUCGAGCUUCCCGCCGGUGGCGUUUUUGACGAAGAAGUUUUUGGAGCAGUUGAAGAGCAUGGUCGGUGAUGGGCUUGUGGUCUACAAUAUCUGCUCGAGAAAGAAGGAGUACUAUGCUGUGUACAAGAGACAGUUUAUGAACGUGUUUAAGAACGUACUUACGUUUGAGACGGAGGACUUAAAUCAAAUGUUUGCAGCUUCUGAAGGAGAGUUGAGAACGACGCGGACCGAAGACAAGGCCUGGGCGAAUUAUUUGGAGGGAUUUCAGUUUCCAGAGGUGAAAUGA